This is a messenger RNA of Capronia epimyces CBS 606.96, 888 nucleotides long. Its product is annotated as uricase. Gene Ontology annotation, molecular function: urate oxidase activity. Bases 1 to 888 code for a protein of 295 amino acids. Gene Ontology annotation, cellular component: peroxisome. The record is from RefSeq and is a predicted model, not a curated record. The transcript has 2 exons. Gene Ontology annotation, biological process: purine nucleobase catabolic process; urate catabolic process. Lineage: Eukaryota; Fungi; Ascomycota; Eurotiomycetes; Chaetothyriales; Herpotrichiellaceae.
AUGCCGAAGCUCGCAGCGGCCCGUUAUGGCAAGGACAACAUUCGCCUGUACAAGGUCGAGAAGGAUGAAGCCACCAAGACACAUACCGUGUACGAGAUGACUGUCUGCGUACUGCUGGAAGGAGAUAUUGAGACAUCCUACACUCAAGCAGACAACAGUGUCAUCGUUGCAACCGAUUCAAUGAAGAACACCACCUACAUUUUCGCAAAGCAGAACCCAGUCCACCCACCGGAGCAGUUUGCUUCCAUCCUAGGUACUCACUUCAUUGAAAAAUACAAGCACAUCCACACGGCACACAUCAGCGUCAUCCAGCAUCGCUGGACCAGAAUGACCAUUGACGGAAAGCCGCACCCUCACUCCUUCUUCCGGGACGGCCAGGAGAAGAGAGUGGUUCAAGCAGAUGUCAUCGAGGGCAAGGGCAUUGAGAUCAGAUCCGGAAUCUCUGACCUCCUUGUACUGAAGAGCACUGGCUCCGAGUUCCACCAUUUUGUCCGGGACGAGUUCACCACCUUGCCGGACGUGUACGACCGUAUCCUCAGCACUUCGGUCGAUGCCGGUUGGAAGUGGUUCACAUUCAGUGGGCUUGACGCAGUCAAAAGGGAUGUGGCACUUUUCGACGAGACCUGGACGAAGGCCAGAGAGAUCACCUUCCGCCUGUUCGCUCUCGAGGAAAGUCCCAGUGUACAGAAUACUAUGUACAAGAUGAGUGAGGAGAUUCUUGCUGCUCAGCCACGGAUUCAGACUGUCGACUAUUCUCUGCCGAACAAGCACUACUUCGAAAUCGAUUUGAGUUGGCACCAAGGACUCAAGAACACUGGCAAGGAUGCAGAAGUGUAUGCGCCCCAGUCAGACCCCAAUGGUCUAAUCAAGUGUACCGUAACCCGGUAG